Molecule: messenger RNA, 954 nt
Organism: Camarhynchus parvulus
Lineage: Eukaryota; Metazoa; Chordata; Aves; Passeriformes; Thraupidae
Gene: RNF32
Product: ring finger protein 32
Molecular function (GO): protein binding
Source: RefSeq, a predicted model, not a curated record
AUGGCAGUGAGGAAGCUGCUGAAGGCUCUGGAGCACCAGUCCUGUGAGGAGCAGCUGAGAGAGCUGGGGCUGGAGAGCCUGGAGAAGGCACAGGGGGGACCUUGCUGCUCUCCACAAGGCUGCUCCUUCAAACAAGAGACAAGAGCAGUUUCUGCAGUUGCUCUGCAGGAUGAUAUAAUACAAAAUCAUCAGCUGCAGGAUCUUUUAACUGAUUCUUCUAAGUCAAGAACAAGGAAUACCAAGAACUUUUACAAAUCCCAUGAAAAAGAAAUAGUCAGAGUAAUAGUAGAUACUGGACUAAGAAAAAAGAACAAAAGCAAGGAAGAUGCAAAAAAGGAAAAUCUUCUUGACCCCAGUGCUCCACAGCUGACAUUAGUUGUUGAGCACCCUUCCUUGUUAUUUCCUGCUGAAGAAUGGGUAAAAAGAAAGAGAUCCACACAGCAUGGAAAAUCCAUACAGUGCUGUCCAAAAUUCAGGAAAGAAUUUGCAAUUCAAUCCAGGCUGGAGGUGAACAACUGUCCACAGACAGGUGGGAGAGGACUGGAAAGAUCUGCCAAAUUUGGCUACCCUGAAAGUCUGAAACUUCACAAGAAGGAGCAAAAGACAGCAUUCAUUAAAAAGGUUACUUUAGAUUUGGCACAAAAAGGAUGCCUGAAAACCUUUGAAAAAUUUACAGGUAAAAAUUGUCCUGUGUGUAGAAAAGAGCAGUAUCAGACCAGAGUAAUACAUGAUGGGGCAUGCUUAGUUAAAUUGAACUAAUUAGAAUUGUCUUAGAGAAUUUAAGCUUCCUGGAGGGGAUAUACUGUUAGAAAAGAGUCUAAAGACUUUAGGGAAGCAGUGCCUCCUAAGGAUACAAAAUUAAGAAAGCAACUAUUUGAAAAAAUGUUUUGCUGUAUUUGCUUCCUUGGUCUUUUUCCUUGGGGCAAUUCAGCUUCCUUAAACCAGAACUCCUGA